Molecule: messenger RNA, 1068 nt
Organism: Tuber melanosporum (Perigord truffle)
Lineage: Eukaryota; Fungi; Ascomycota; Pezizomycetes; Pezizales; Tuberaceae
Exons: 3
Coding region: 191-646 (151 amino acids)
Cellular component (GO): nucleus
Molecular function (GO): DNA binding
Source: RefSeq, a predicted model, not a curated record
AUCUCAAGACGCUGACUCUUAAAGAACACAUCCAACCUCAACCUUUUCUCCCUUGUCUACCUGUUCCCGAAUUCUCAUCCUCCUUAAACUUCCACCUCCUAGCUCCUUACCACUGCGACAUCCGCCCCAACACUCUUACACACAUAUUUUCCACUCUACGAAGUCUCGCUCAACCACAGCUCAACAUAAAAUGUCUGACGAUUGGGAAUCUGUUACCAAGAUUGGUUCCAAGGCUAGUGGUAACGCUCAGCGUGCAACGGUAGCGAGAACUCAGUCCGAGAUCAACGCAGCCAGAAGAGCCGGCGCUGUUGUUGCCACUGAAAAGAAGUAUGCGACCGGGAACAAGACCCAGAGUACCGAAGGUCAGCGCUUGACAAAGGUCGAUCGUGAAAACGAGGUUGCUCCGCCACCCAAGAUCGAUCAGGGCGUUGGAAAGGCUAUGUCUAAGGCCCGCCUCGAUAAGACUCCCACCAUGACACAGAAAGACCUUGCGACCAAGGUUAACGAGAAGCCUUCUGUGAUCAACGAUUACGAAUCUGGCCGUGCUGUUCCCAAUCAGCAGGUUCUUGCUAAGCUUGAACGUGCACUUGGGGUGAAGCUGCGAGGGAAGGACAUUGGUGCUCCCCUCGGCCCUAAGAAGAAGUAAGGUUCGCCGUUUCUUUUUUCUUUUUUUCUUUUUUUGUUUAGCCGCACGGGGUGAAGGGGUUGUUGGGUUGAGCUAUAGACAACGUUGAGCUGCAAGAAGUAUCUCGCUGGUUGUGGUGCAUUUGUCGUCUUUACCACCGAAUACUUUCCCCUCCUUUUGUUUUCUUGAAAUCUAGAUGAUAAGAAAUGAAAUGGUGGGACUGUGGGGCGUUUUACUUUGUCUUUCUUCGAGUACCUAGAUGUCAUUACGUCUCCUUGAGUUCAUUGAUAGAAAUACCUUUCUCGGGCUAUCUUUUUUCUUCGUUUCUGGAGGGGUGGAAAAUUCAAUGAUGGAAGGUUGGCGGUUGGAGCCGUGAGUGAAGAUGUGUAUUGGUCUGGUGUGGUUGAACCCUUUCAAUAGAAAUAAGCUGGUAUGAUACUGUA